Messenger RNA from Xylaria bambusicola, 2241 nucleotides. RefSeq names its product phosphatidylinositol-glycan biosynthesis class S protein. Gene Ontology annotation, cellular component: GPI-anchor transamidase complex. The record is from RefSeq and is a predicted model, not a curated record. The transcript has 2 exons. Bases 255 to 1979 code for a protein of 574 amino acids. Gene Ontology annotation, biological process: attachment of GPI anchor to protein. Lineage: Eukaryota; Fungi; Ascomycota; Sordariomycetes; Xylariales; Xylariaceae.
CAUUUACCCGGUACAUGAACCCUGAAGCCUUACAGGGAUUACUGGCAUCAUCACGUCUCUGGCCAGGACAGCUGGAAACAAGAGUCCAAGUGAACUUAGAUUUCGGAGCUACUGCUUGGUAUCGACGUGCCCGCUGCACCCAUGAAGAAACCCAUAUGACCCUCACUUUCUUUUAGACCACGCAACCGACCUCCUCAUCAGAUGGGCCAUGGUCCCGAGGAAGCUAAAGUAGUCGUUACUUACGGAUAGGUGCCAUGUCUUCAUCCACGAUCAGGAACCGCAAAGAUGGGUCUGCCAUAUCCGAAGCCGACGCAACGACAUCGUCCACGUCUCUCGGCCGAGGAAGCGACAUUGAUAUAACAAGUACAGCUACGGCCACCGCCGAGACAGAGCCCAUCGCGCCCAGCCCUGACUCGACGUCAACGGAAACGGCGAAACGCAAGCCUCCACCUCCCGAACAACCAUCACACAUUUUCCGACGCUCGCUCAUAAUAGCAUCGUUCUGGCUCGUUGUUCUAUGUCUGGGGGUACCGAUAUGGUGGAAAACGACUACCAUCUACCGGGCUAACCUGCCCUUGGACCAGAUGAUGAGCUGGGCUGAUGGAAAGUCCUGUAGCCCGAUACUUCCUAUUCAAGUCGCUAUCGCAUCUCCCGAUUUGAAGGAACAAGAAGCUGAGGAUUUGAUCUCCGUUACACAACGCAAUCUUGAUGAGAUAUCUGGUCUUCCUAGUCUCCAGCUACGACUCGAGUCAGCCGCUCAAACCUCGUUAGAAGACACUCCAGAAUCGCAUGGUGCCCAUAAUAUCCCGCUUGUUUUACGUUUACUUCAGGGCAAUGAUACCGUGUCUGUACCGACGUCGUCUCUUGAUACGCUUUUUCCUAUCCUCGAAAUUACAUACCCACCUAGCUUGAGGCCUACUUCGGAGACCACGUCGUCAAGACUCGCGAAGUACAUCGCCGCCCAAAUUCACGAUACCUUUGCCGAAGAGCAAUCUAUCUUGUCUUAUUUUCUUGCGACAUCAACUAUAUCUGCGGACCGGCAACAACAUGGCUCUCAGUACGGGCUCGACGAGUCAUUCUCGAAACGAAUGACGCGCUCAAUGAAAUAUUCAGGCACAUACCAUCUCACCUUCUCUCUGUUCACUAGUGGCUCAAGUCCCAGUAGCUGGGAUAUUGAUUCCGCCAUCAAUCAGUAUAUGAAACCAGUGUUAGAUAUGCUGAAACCCAUUCACAAUUUUACCAUCGAUACCCAGGUACAGUUAUAUGCUGUACCAGGCGUUCAGUCACAGGUUCUGACAAAAGAGGAUCUAUCGUCUUUUAUCAAUGCCGCCGAAUGGCCGCUAUCCCCAUCGAUAGGAGGAGCGCCGACAAUCAACUUCGCUAUAUAUAUAGGUAAUCAGACUAUUAGUCUAAACUUAGCGGAGGAGACGACAUCUCAGUCAUGGCUGGUCCCUCAAUGGGGCUCCGUUUACCUGCUCUCUCCGCCCGCUGCAACUCACGUACCUGCAGAGUUCCUUAAACAACCUGUUCUGACAUUUGCGUCACAUCUCCUAUCACUCCUGGGUACUCCGCAGUCAGGUUCAUUACCGAUGCGACUAUCGACGCUUACGCGUGUUAGAUCAGUAGACAUGCUCCUUCGUGCAUCGUCAUCACUGGGAUCUCUCGCUCGCCUGUCGUUGGCUCUGCCUAGUAUCUCGAUUCCAUCGAGUGUAGCAGAGGGUGUUGCCAAGUCUAUACACCAUCUCGAACUAGCAUGCUCUACUCUGGGAAGUACAGAGAGCCUCAAACACGCGCGCAUUGCCGAAACAGAAGCUGAACGAGCAUUCUUCGAGAAGAGUAUGGUCGGUCAGCUGUAUUUCCCCGACGAACAUAAAAUCGCUGUCUAUCUACCUCUGCUUGGCCCCGUGGGCGUUCCUUUGCUAAUGGGCCUGAUAACGGAGCUCAAGGCUUGGAAGACAAGGAGACAACAAAAGGCGUGAUUGUACAUGCUUGGCCAUUCAAGCAUCUGAGUUCAUAAUACAAUAUAAUUCAUAAUGAACAAUGAAUUGUGACAUUGCAAAGUGUGAUCUGAUUCCCAGUACACGGUUUCAUAUUCAUAGGUACAUGAUCGACAUCGUAUACUCAUCCGACAAUGACUUGAGCUCUAGAAUGACAUCGAGGCAGCUGUUACACAUACAUAUAUCAAUAUGUUGAAAAUGAUUCCAUUAGCUCUACAGCCAGCUCGCCGGGUGUGAGGAGACC